AUGGACGACCAAGAGGCGCCGGCUGGUCCUCAGGCGCCGCCCGGCCCUCCGGCCCCGGCCCCAAGCCGCCCCCCAGCCCCGAGCCGCCCUCCAGCCCCACCAGUGCCCAAGCGGCCUACGCGGGUGCUGAGCGAGCCUCCCGCUUCUCCCGCCAAGCGGGGUCGGCGAACGAUAGACGAAUCAUCCGACGAGGACCAAGGCGCAGCAACUCCUGCCCCACCCAAGCGACGCAAGGAGAAUUCAGACUUGCUUCUGCACAUGACGGUGAGGCACACAAUGAUGAGCAACCGGGGACGAGCACACGCAUACAGCCCAAGUAGCGCCGAAGAAGAUGAGCCCAUGCCUCGUUCUCAGCCUGACGAUGAUGGGCGCAAAAGUUUGCAAAUCCAAGGCCCACAGGGUACCGAGACGCGUUUGCUGGACGACAAUGGCUGGGAGGAGGCCCCUCGUCAUGACCCUCCCCUCGAGGGCCUUGUUCUAGACUCGGCACUGGUCGACUACUACCAUUCGGACAUUCCAAAGUAUAUUAUCCCGCCUUGCAAUGUCCACAGGCCACCCACCACCACCACCAAGGCCCCAAAGACUGUCGCCAACAAAGACAAAGCCAAGCCCAAGGACAAAAUCGUGGUCCUACGCGAGGUCAAGGACAACUUCCUCAGGCACCAAAACAACGUGAACCCGGCCUGGCAGAAAGCCCUUGUCCUCUACCCGGACAACCUUCUCGAAAAUGAAACCCUACAGAAGAAGCUCGCUCAGUACCCACUCAUCGGCAAUUUUCCAGACAAGUCGAAAGUUGACGCCACCUUUGUCGAGCUACGUAGCCAGAACAAAGCUCUCGCUGUCGAGAUGCGGCAUCGGCGUGACUAUGUCAAGAGCAACGAAAACACCAUGGACUUUUACGACAAGCCGCCCCAUCUCCGAGCCACAUACUAUCCAAUCUACUCCUUUGAACAUGGGACGGGACAAGACAUGUUUGAGCCGGCGGCUAGUCUGGCUGUCGGGGGCGAUGGUGAGCAGACCAAAUCGCAAAAGAACAAGAAGAAAGCGGAAUACAGCAGGCGCGACCAACAAGCCUGGCGCACCCAUAAAGAACGACUCCAAGAUCGGAGCGCUGCCGCUGGGAGUGUUUACGACGAGUUUGAUCACUUGACCGACGACGACUUUGAGGAGUACAUUGACAAGUCGAUUACACCUAUGGGUGGCGUAUUUGAUCGCGAUCGGUCACCAUGGUUUGGUCGUCACCUCCUACAAAUGUUUUACCCCCUCGUGGAGCUGGCCCGUCAAGAAGUACUGCGAAUUGCGGACGGAGACGACCAUUCGGUGCAGUCGAUGCCUUUCCACCGUCGCGAGCAGCUCAAAACUCUUCCAAACUGGUUUGACAACGAAUCCUUCUUGCUCACUUUUGGUCAUCGAGUGUUUGGCAGCUCUGCUGUACGAGAAUACACGAGCAAGGAUGGGUUUUGGUGCUCUGAGUGGUCGACAGGCCACGACGAGGGUGAUUUGGACUAUGGUGACUGGCACGCCUUCCAAUUCCGCUACGGACCGGAUUAUGCCGAGCGCCGCCAGAAGAUGCGGGAGCGAUACCCAAAAAUGAUUCGAUCUUCUUGCCGGGUCAUGGUUCAAAUGGUUCAUGAAGAGCACAAGAAACUGUUUGACAAGGUGCGCAACCAUGACCUAAAAGUCCGCAGUCACAUGGAGACUUUGUGGCGUCUGGUCGGUACAGGCCCCCAUGCCAUGGAACCUCUCUCGGAUGAGGAAGCCUCAGCGUGUCACCUCAACGCCAGUAACGACAUUCGCGAAUACGCUCGCCUCGGUGCCCAGCCCCCGGCAUUCCUUCGUACUCUUGUCUCAAAGUUGGCCGAUCAGCUCCUGGUUCGUCAGCCUGCUUCGCAAUCGUCGACUUCGGGCUCCCAUAACGCCGCUUCCCAGUCGAAUCAAGGGGCCGGAUCCUCACAGCGGCAGUCACAAUCCCAAUCCCAAGCAGAGGGCGAUCAAGCUAACCCUUAUCGAACAUUGUUGGCCCCCAAGGACAAGUUUGCAAGAGAGGCGGUGACUGCAAUUCUGGAAUCGCAAGACUUUGUUGCUCUUCAGCCUUUUGAGGAAGGCUGGCGGUGCACCCCGGCUUUCCACGCAGGGCCGAUUAAUCUCGAGACCAGUAUCUUGAGGCGGAUGGUGCUUGGCAAGGAAACGACCUGGCGGAAGGCUGGUUCCGAUAAAGACGUGGUCGACAAUUCGGACGGCCACCUCGGUGUUGGGCCCUUCCGCUGGGCUACCAACUACCAAAUGUUCAUAUAUCUGGGCCUGAUCAAUUGGUUCACUGUCGAGUACCGUGAAAACCUUGCCAUCAUUGCCAUGAGCCUUGAAGAAGGCGGCCAACUAUGGGGGUGA
This is a messenger RNA of Vanrija pseudolonga, 2388 nucleotides long. RefSeq lists its product as uncharacterized. Bases 1 to 2388 code for a protein of 795 amino acids. NCBI's taxonomy places the organism in Eukaryota, Fungi, Basidiomycota, Tremellomycetes, Trichosporonales, Trichosporonaceae. The transcript is spliced from 4 exons. The record is from RefSeq and is a predicted model, not a curated record.